UAGGAGGGCUUUAUGGUGGUGGAAAAAAGACAACUCGAGAAAACAUUGUAAUUUCUACCUUCAUAAAUUAAUGGCCAUGAGUUCGUAUAUGCUGAACUCUAAGUAUGUGGACCCACAAUUUCCCCCUUGUGAGGAAUAUUCGCAAAAUAGCUAUCUACAUGAGCAGGGAAGAGGCUACUACGGUCCAUCGCAGGACCCAGAUUUGCAGCAUCCAGGAAUCUAUCCACGGUCAAACUACCCCGAGCAGCCCUUCAGUUGUACCACUGUGCAUAGUCCUACAGUAGAGCCACGGGGUCAUGUGCAGGGGCGAGACAGCCACACUAGCACUUUUACCGCACAGACCGAACCGUGUACCCCGGUCCAAGUGACUGGACCCCGGACUUGUGGUCAGCAACAAAACACAAAGAAUCAAAACGGGAUACAAGCCAAGCAGCCUGCAGUAGUUUACCCCUGGAUGAAGAAAGUCCACGUAACUACGGUAAACCCGGAUUACACAGGACCUGAACCCAAACGGUCUCGGACAGCUUAUACAAGACAGCAGGUUUUGGAACUGGAAAAAGAAUUUCAUUUUAACAGGUAUCUGACCAGGCGGCGUCGCAUAGAGAUUGCCCAUAUACUCGUUCUCUCCGAGCGUCAGAUCAAAAUCUGGUUUCAAAACAGAAGAAUGAAAUGGAAAAAAGACCACAAACUACCGAACACAAAGGGAAGAGCUGCUUGUGCUUCCGGCCAACAGUUACCAAGUAUCCAGAAGGAUAACCAGACUGAUGUCACAACUUUCUAAGAUGUGAAAACUUUGACCGUUCAAUGAAUUGUAUAUAACAUCCUAUAUUAUACAAGUGACUUUGCAUGGUCUCAAAACAUGACAUUUUGGUCAUUGUGAUUUAACGUACAAUAGUUAUAUAAUGUCAGUUACAGUCAGAAGGUACCCUCGUUGUGUUGGCUCAUUGAAUUGAGUCAAUUUCCAACAUUGUAACUGAACUGAGAAGCGUUUCAUCACUACAUGCUUAACAUGCUUCGAAGAGGUAUUGCAGAUCGAAAUAAAUUUUAUUAGAGAUGUUUUCUGAUUAUACUCUUCUCGCUGAUUCUAUAAUGUCACUCUUCCCACGUGCACCACAAAAGUCAGAGUAAGGCAUGAACAUGUAUAUAUUUAUUUAAAAAAAAUAAAACAUACGUAAAAUGAUGUGAAGCUUUUGUACACACUUUAAUUAGAAAUUGUGUUGUGAUGAAAUCGAACUAUUAAGACAAAUAAUAUUUGAUUCAUAUGAUUGCUAAAAAAAAAGAAAAGGUAAUUGCUGCAUCAGUUGAUCUAUACAUAAUUUUCAGACAAGUGACAAUAUGUAUUACUUUAAUAUAGGCUAGCUUAAAGAAACUAUUGAACUCGUAUUUAUGGGCGCUAACUGGUUGAAUUUUUUUGUUUAACGUUUUAAAAAAACUUUUAUACAAUAAAGCUUUUAAAAUGGCGUUAAAUUCUAUUGAGAAACAAAACAUUCCAGUGUGCAGACUCUACCCAGGGCCCGUAUUCAGUUAUAAAUCUCUUUGGACAUCUUUGUAAACAGUGUACAUUUAAAGCGGGUCUCACACAUGGCAUCUGAAACUAUAUCAUGACUUUGUCUUGUUCUUUGCAUCGAAUGUAUAUUUAUUUAGAUGCUUCACUAUUUUCUAUUUUGAUCAAAACGAACAGAACAUUAUUAAUAGUAUAUAUUAAAUGUUAAGCACGUUGAGGGAUAUAAAUACGUGUAACAACCCUAUGUUUCCCCUAUUCUUAUUCAACAACAAUUUGUAAUAUAGACAUUACAUUUAUUACAUUUCUUUAUGAGUAUUUAUUUAAUUAAAUAGUUGUACAUUUCCUUAUUAAAACCCACAACAGUUCGAAACAUAUUUGAGCAACGAACGUUUUAUUGUAUGCAAUCUGUUUACAAAUGUUAUGGAUUAUUAGCAAUGAUCUCACAUUUUCUUAUGCAGUGUUGAAAUGCAGUAUUAAAAUGUUUACUCUGGCAUUGAUUUAAACCAAACCUAGCCACACAGGCAUUCAUGUCAUGCCUCAAGACAGAUAUUCUUAUUGUUCCUAUCAUUGUCCUCGUGACAAAAAGCGAAGACGGCUUGCAUUGCGAAGAUGUCUUCCCUCUGAAGAGUCUUCACGACGAGAAGUUGAAAAGGUAUUUCAACUGAAGUUCGACAAAAGCUCCAGAGGCAGGUUCAACCAGAGGACAGUGUUUCUAUAGCCUUAGACACAUUUCAGCCGCGAGGAGUGACCUCUGAACCCUUAACCCGUUGGACCUAUAGUCUACUUGUCUCACUGGCGCUAUUCGCAUGCAGUUUUUCAUUAAAUACAUUUUGUACUUUAGUAUUAGAAUAUGGAACGCGUAUAUAACCUGGUUAAACAUGCCACGUUUUAAAGCCUAUAUUUAUUCUGCGAGAUGUAACUCAAAUGGUACUGGUUGCACGUCACGCCGUGUUAAUAUGCAAUCCUGGCUGACCUUUUUUGUAUAUCCGCUUUUUUUUGUCUGUAUAUACAUGCGAAACGUUUUAAUGGGAAAAUAGAGAUUGUUCCAUGAUAUGCAUUGUGGUGGCACAGAGCACUCACAUUUGUCAAUAUAUUUCUGUAUCAAGUAUUCCGAGGUUCUUUACAAAAAUGUCUGUCAUUGCCAUCAAUGCUUGAUUUACACAAAGGUUGACACAUCUCACAGAUUGAGAUAUUUAUUUUUACCCUUAUUGUGCUUGUUUGAGAGAAGAAGAAAAAAAUAUAUGGCAUUGUUGGAUGACAAUGUGACAAAGUUCAGUUUUAUAGCAAGAAUCAUCAAAUGUCCCCUUAACCACACCAAUGUUAGUCAGUGCCAUAGAUUUCGGGAAUUUUAAUGUGGUCCUAUCCAAACCAGUCAAGGAACUGUUAGCAAAAUCGUAGGCUCAGUGUGAUUAUAUUUGUGACCAUGCUUGGAUUAAAACCUGUAUCACUUGAAUGCUUGUCUGCUUCUUUCUGUGUGUGUUUCUGUGUGUGUGUUUUGUUUCUUUGUGUGUGUGCGUGUGUUUGUGUGUGUGCGUGUGUUUGUGUUUGUGUGUGUGCGUGUGUUUGUGUGAGUGCGUGUGUUUGUGUGAGUGCGUGUGUUUGUGUGAGUGCGUGUGUUUCUGUGUGUGUUUGUGUGUGUGCGUUUGUGUGAGUGCGUGUGUUUGUGUGUGUGCGUGUGUUUGUGUGUGUGCGUGUGUUUGUGUGAGUGCAUGUGUCUUCUCCUCCUCCGCCCGCUCCUUUAUAAGCUUCGUGUCACUCUCAUCAGGCCUUUACACUGAUACCUAUUCAUCUUCCGUUUUCCACUACAUAGAUGUCAGUGUACAAGCAAUGUGCGCAUGUCAUGUCAUAGCAAAUGAAAGAAAACUGUACCAAAUGAUGCAAUAAUAAACAACAGUUCUACAUGCAAACCAUGUUGUUAUACGUGUGCAUUCUUAAGACUACCAUAAUGGAUU
Messenger RNA from Oncorhynchus masou masou (cherry salmon), 3456 nucleotides. Its product is annotated as homeobox protein Hox-D4a-like. The record is from RefSeq and is a predicted model, not a curated record. Gene Ontology annotation, cellular component: nucleoplasm; nucleus. Gene Ontology annotation, biological process: anterior/posterior pattern specification; embryonic skeletal system morphogenesis; positive regulation of transcription by RNA polymerase II. The transcript has 2 exons. NCBI's taxonomy places the organism in Eukaryota, Metazoa, Chordata, Actinopteri, Salmoniformes, Salmonidae. Bases 71 to 781 code for a protein of 236 amino acids. Gene Ontology annotation, molecular function: RNA polymerase II cis-regulatory region sequence-specific DNA binding; DNA-binding transcription factor activity, RNA polymerase II-specific.